GCCCCUCCCAGCUUCAUUACAACAUACAUACACAUUGGACGCGAAAGCCCUCCGGAUCCUCGAACAGACGCAUACUGCAAUCACUUUUUCCUGACUGACUUAUUAGCUUUGGGCAAUGGCAAGAAGUGCAGAAAAGGCAAUGACUGCGUUGGCGAGAUGGCGUGCUGUCUACGUUGAUCGCGUACAAGAAACUAAGAAGAGGCCUCAUAUCGCUACAGAAUGCACUAGUUUAAAAGAUGCCUUGUAUUACCGACGCCAAAUUAUACAUGAUAUUUCAAGGAAGAUCGCUCAAAUUCAGAACCCCAGUCUAGAUGAAUACAAGCUGCGGGAUUUAAAUGAUGACAUAAACAAACUUGUUAGAGAGAAGGGCCACUGGGAGGAUCAUAUAAAAAAUAUCGGGGGUCCAGAUUUUAAGGCCGAGGCACCGAAAAUGUUAGAAAAGGAGGGUAAAGAAGUUCCCGGGAACCGGGGGUACAGAUACUAUGGCGCUGCACGUGAUCUUCCUGGUGUCCGUGAGUUAUUUGAAGAAGAACCACAGCCUGUUCCCAGAAAAUCCAGAGGCGAACUUAUGAAAAUGAUUGAUGUAUCCUACUACGGGAAUUGUGAUGAAGAUGAUGGGGUCAUCGUUCCACAGGAGGCUGUGUACGAACCGGAAGCCAUGGCUCGUAAAGUUGCAGAAUGGAAGGCUCGUCGUGAAGGUGCAGACCGUAAAUGCAUCCUCACAAAACGUGACCUUGAGAUUGAAGAUCACGAGGAGUUAGACGAAGAUACUUCAGACUUAGUGAAUAUUUACUCCUCAUCUGAUAACCCGGCAGAUGACGAAAUUAUGCGCCUAUAUGAAGCGAUAAACGAAGAUGAACAGUCAACUUCUUUACCAAGUGCAGAAAGCCUUGCGGUGCUCGGUUCAGUUAUGAAUGACCCAGAGGAGGAUGAGUUUAUCGCUAUGGUCAACAGUCGUGUUACCACAAAAACGAUGAGCUCGUUGGGCCAUGUCAAAAGAGCUUUCGUUGCACAUGUCCCAGUUGUUACGCAAUCUCAGAUAGAAGCUUCCCUAUUGGAACGUCGCAAACAGGAAAUCCUCGAAAAGUACAUGUCCGCUGAUCUCAUAGCCAGCAUGACGGAAACUGGUCAAAUUCUCGGACUUGACGACUGUCCUCAAGUCGAUCUGGAUGCUAGCGAUGCACAAUGCAAAAAUAACGUUGGAUCGAAUGACAUCACUCAACAUUCCGAUGAGGAAAUAGAGGAUGAAGAUUGCAAUUGAUCAACUAUGAUCCUAGCACCGAAGUGCGAUGGAUCCAGAUGCCACGACUCACAUCACAGGAAUGACAAUAAAUAACAACGGCAAGAAUAUGUUGCUGAAGACGGAUGGAAUGUAAAUUUAAGUAAGAAGGAAAUGCGCUAAGCUAAUCAGUAUGGAACGAAAGUUAUCAGAACAUUUACUGCAACAUGGACAGAAGACGAAUUCGCGCAACUUUCUUGCACCAAUUUAGUUUUGGUCGAAAUGCAGCGGAAACAGCCCAUGAUAUUAGCAGUGCAUUUGCUGAUGGAACUACCAAUAAGCGUACUGCACAAUUUUGGUUUCAAAAAAGGUUACGGGAGGCUUGAAAAUAAAGAUCGUUUUAGACAGGCAUUGGAAUUGAACGACGAUCAAUUACGGGUCUUUGUUAAAGCGGAUCCACGUAAGACUAUUCGAGAUGUUGCUGCUGACUUAGCAGUAUCGCAUGUGACAGUUUUAAACCAUUUACAGGAGCUUGGAAUGUCGGAAAAACUUGAUAACUGGGUGCCGCAGGAAUUGAAUGAAAAUCAAAGAAAUCAUCAUUUUGAGAUGUCGUCUGCCGUUCUACGUAAUAAAAACGACCCGUUUCUCGACCGGAUUGUGACUUGAGAUGAAAAGUGGAUUCUUCGCGACAAUUGGCGGGGAAUUUCUCAAUAGUCGGACCACGAUCAAGUUCCACAACAUUUUUCAAAGCCGAACUUACACCCUAAAAUGUUACGGUGAGUAUUUGGUGGUCUGCGGCUUGUCUGAUUCAUCACAGAUUUCUGAAUCCAAGGGAAACCAUUAUAGCGGGAAGGUAUUGUCAACAAAUUUUCGAAAUGCACCGAAAACUGCAACGCAGAUGCCCGAUAAUGGUCAGCAGGAAGAGCCAAUCCUUCUCCAUGAUAACGCUUUGCCGCACUUCGCACAAACAAACCUACGGAAGCUGCACGAACUGAGCUACGAAACUUUGCCUCACCCACGACACUACCCUGAACGUUCACCUACCGGUUACCACUUUUUCAGGCACCUGGAUAACUUCCUCCGAGAGAAAAGUUUUAAAACCCAAGGAGACGCUGAAACCUCCUUCGACGAUUUCAUCGCCACCAGCACUCCGGAGUUUUCUUCAUCCAGGAUUUCCACAGAUACGAUGGUUGG
Dicrocoelium dendriticum is the source of this 2413-nucleotide messenger RNA. The record is from the annotation of a GenBank genome assembly. NCBI's taxonomy places the organism in Eukaryota, Metazoa, Platyhelminthes, Trematoda, Plagiorchiida, Dicrocoeliidae.